Molecule: messenger RNA, 1407 nt
Organism: Manihot esculenta (cassava)
Lineage: Eukaryota; Viridiplantae; Streptophyta; Magnoliopsida; Malpighiales; Euphorbiaceae
Exons: 1
Coding region: 244-576 (110 amino acids)
Source: RefSeq, a predicted model, not a curated record
GCAAUCUACUCUCAAUAACUCUCACACGCUUUUGUGAAAUACUCCUAUAUAUACUUACGGAUGCUUCACCUCUACAUCACACGCACAAGUUGAAGGCUUCAUAUAUAGUUCUGCAAGAUUGAGCCAUUUCUCCUUAAAGCUACACUUCCCUUUUUUCCUUCAACUAUUUUAGUCUCCAGUACCAUUUUCGGACCGUUAAUCUAUUUUAAAAGUGUUCUUUUUUAAUUGAAUAUUUUCGAAGUCAUGGGAAAUUGCAUAAAGCCAUCAGCAAGACAAGGGCAACAGGAAGAGGAAGAUUUGGAGAAGUAUUCUCAUCAAGAGAAAGAAUUGGAGGCUGGGUUUGGGAAGAAAAGUGAUGAUAUUGAUGAGAAGGGUAGUCUUAAGCUUAAGAUAAUGCUUACAAAGGAGGAGCUGGAGUGGUUGAUGUUUCAGCUAAAGGUUAAUAAAGGGAAGAAGCUAGAAGAUGUUCUGCAAGAGAUUGAAAGAGAGAGAGAAAGAGGAAAAGUUAAAUCUUGGAAACCAUCUUUGGAGAGCAUCUUGGAGAGCCCUGAAGGACUUGAGAUGGAAAGAUUAUGAGUCUUCUCUCUUUGCUGCCUUGAUGUUUUAGUCCUCUUCUAAAUGAGGUUUUUCAUUUGGGUUAUCAUUCACCCAUUUCUUGAGUGAGUUCUCUGUUAGCUUUCUUUAAAAUGUUACAUCAAGAUUAGAUUUGAAUCUUUCAAAAUUUUUUUCUUUGGAAUAAUUCAAAUAGAAAAAGCACAAGUCUCCUAUGAAGAUCAACGGAAACUCUAGCAGACUUUUGUUUGUGACUCUUUGAGUCCAAAAUUCAACAGAGAUUUUUCAACUUAAGUGAGAUGUUUAAUUAAUUAUCAUCAGAAGAGAAGAAAAUUGAGAAAGAGACAGCAUCUAACGUCACAAUGAUCAACAUCAAUGGCAGAAAUUUCACCAGAGUCUUUUGUUUACCAUAUCAAACCUUGAUUAUUCUUAAUUUAAUCUCCUGUUCACACCACCAUUUCAACUAUGGAACUCACAACAUAUGUUUACCAAUCAGCUUCAUACAGUAGUAGUUUUCUCCGCCUUAAAAGUUGGAACUCUGUAAUUAAACUAAUUAAAAAAAAUUAGUUAAUAAUACUAAAAUAAUUAAUUCCACAAUGACGUAGAUUCUAGAGUUAGGUUAAGUCUAGGGAAGAUAGUUAAUUACGUAAAUGUAAACAUGCAACUUUCUGUGCAUGUAAGACAAAAAUCGAUCAUCGGGGCUCAAUAAUGCAACGUUAAAAAAAUCGAUCGCUACGGAACAAAGAUUGUAAUACUCCGUGAUAUUGCCACUAUAGUUUAAUUAUGCAAGAAUGACAUAAUAAUUAUUAUUUAUAAUAUUUUUACUUUUAUUUAUUAGUUGUAAUUUUCAAUAAU